AUGCGUGCGACAUUCUUGUUUGUUGCUCUGGCAGCUGGUGCGGUAAACGCCUACGAGAAGAGCGUUUACAUAAUUGAUUGGACCACUAUCACUGCCACCAAGGCUGUCACGGCGUCCACCGUCACCGAAAUCAUUCCUCCCGCCAACCAGGCUCAGGUGGGGUACGAUACCACCACUUUGUCUGCGGCCGCUAUCGACUGCGAGCGCUUCAAUCUCCCCAAGCAGUCCACGAGUGCGCCCGCUACCUCCAUGCCCACCUCUGCGCCUAUCACCAGUGCCGGAGAGGUCCAAGCCGCCGGCGAGUCCACUUCCUACUGGUCAACUGCAUGGGCUUUUACCAUCGAGCCCGAAUCUACCACAUCCGCUACGUCCACCCCCGCUAUUUCGACUUCUGCCGCCACCACUGCCGUCGCCGCCAACGCCUACCAGCAAGCUGUGCUGUACAAUCACAACAUUCACCGUAGCAACCACUCCGCCCCUCCCGUCGGCUGGUCUGUCGAUCUUGAGACGAGCGCCCGCGCUCUCGCCAGCAAGUGUGUUUACGAACACGACACCUCCAUUAAUGGCGGUGGUUACGGCCAGAACAUCGGCUAUGGUGUCGAGGCAAGCCAGAUCGGUGUCAUGCUCACCAACGUGAUGUACAACGACGAGAUAGAAUACUUCCCCACCCCCUACGGGCAAUCUGACCCCAGCAUGACCAAAUUCGAGAGGUGGGGUCACUUCUCCCAGAUCAUUUGGAAGGGCACCACCCACGUUGGCUGCGCUACCGUGGUGUGCGACGGCCUCGGAAAAAUCGACCCUAUCGGCUCUCUCCCCUUCACUGUCUGCAACUAUUCACCCGCAGGUAACUACGCCGGUGCAUACAGUGAUAAUGUCUUCGCCCCACGGGGUCAUGCCGUGUACGUCGCCUUCUCAGCGUGCUCUUAG
Penicillium antarcticum is the source of this 927-nucleotide messenger RNA. Its product is annotated as CAP domain-containing protein. Bases 1 to 927 code for a protein of 308 amino acids. Gene Ontology annotation, cellular component: extracellular region. The transcript is spliced from 3 exons. The record is from RefSeq and is a predicted model, not a curated record. Lineage: Eukaryota; Fungi; Ascomycota; Eurotiomycetes; Eurotiales; Aspergillaceae.